Sciurus carolinensis (gray squirrel) is the source of this 1199-nucleotide messenger RNA. It is a transcript of the gene Cox7a2l, whose product is annotated as cytochrome c oxidase subunit 7A-related protein, mitochondrial. Gene Ontology annotation, biological process: regulation of oxidative phosphorylation; mitochondrial respirasome assembly; mitochondrial electron transport, cytochrome c to oxygen. Lineage: Eukaryota; Metazoa; Chordata; Mammalia; Rodentia; Sciuridae. The transcript has 3 exons. The coding region runs from base 86 to 427 and encodes 113 amino acids. The record is from RefSeq and is a predicted model, not a curated record.
CCUUGGGAGCGCAACAGGGGAGGCGGGGUCCUUCUCUGGGGCGGUCGCGCAGGCAGCAGCUGCGGAAAGCCGGACGCGGAGCAUCAUGUAUUACAAGUUUAGUGGAUUCACGCAGAAGUUGACUGGAGCUUGGGCUUCGGAAGCCUACAGCCCGCAGGGAUUAAGGCCUGUGGUUUCCACAGAAGCACCACCUAUCAUAUUUGCCACACCGACUAAGCUGACCUCUAGUCCCACUUAUGAUUAUGCUGGGAAGAACAAAGUUCCAGAGCUACAGAAGUUUUUCCAGAAAUCUGAUGGUGUGCCCAUCCACCUGAAACGAGGCCUGCCUGACCAAAUGCUUUACCGGACCACCAUGGCACUGACUGUGGGAGGGACCAUCUACUGCCUGAUCGCCCUCUACAUGGCUUCACAACCCAAAAACAAAUAAGUUAGGCUGCAGGGGACUGGUUUGUUUUUUGGCAUAAACCCUUUGAAUUUUCAUUGUUUCUUCUCAUUUUUUUCCCCCUCACUUGGAUGGUCUACUUAACAUUUUCACAGGAAAGGAAAAAAAAAAAAAAAAAAAAAAAGAGAGAGAGAGAGAGAUAGAAGACAGUAUUUUGGUUUGUUUAUGAAAUGCAUAUGGCCUGUCAGAUGUCAGGCUCAUUUGACAGUUAAAACUAUUGUUUAAAGAAACACUGUGCCGUGUGCUUGGGCUCCUGAUUUCCCUGGAGGUUCUGGAUGAAGUUUGCACACAGGCUUAUUAAUGCCAGUCUGUGCUGAGGGCCUCUGGGACUUGGGAUUGCAUAUUCAAGCAUGGAGUGCAGAAGCCUUUCUGGAUUUGGAUGUGACUGAGAAUGGAAGACGAAAUCCAAGGCCAGAUGCAUGAAAUGGGGGGUUUGAGUCAGUAGUCACCUUGGGGAAUUUUUCCAUCUUGCAGCAAAAUGUUAACAGAAAUUAUUUGCAGCUUGCCUGUAUUCAUCGGGCAGUUUGUUUCAAAGGGUUAUUUGCCUCAUCCCAGAUCUUUAGUGAAAUUUUAUGUGUAAUUGUUGUGUAUUCCAUCAUGGGAACAGAUAACACCUGUUUACUGUUGCACUUUAAAUUCAUGUCUGUCUUGUUUGUUAAUGCAGCUGUGCCACAAAUUCUACUUUGUUUUAAAAAUGUGUACAGCUUUAAAUUAUGGUUUAUUUUGAUGAUGGAAUAAAUACGUGAAUGAAAAAUUA